UGUUCUUUGAAGUAUUCUCUUUCGGCGGUGGUGAUGUUUUCAUAUAUAUAUAUUUUUUAAUGACUUUAAGGGAAUUUUUUUGGAUCUAAUUUGCGUAACAGCACAUGGAGACGAUUCCUGCAUGGGUUCAUCUCUGAGGAAUCUGAGAUAUUUUAUUAUCGCCAUAGUUGGCGCCUCUUUCAUGACUAGUAUGGCGAUGGUUUUUUAUUCUUCAAACUCCAGGCGGAGGAAUGAAGGAGGGGAGAGCAAUCUGCCAGAGGACAAGAAAGACAUUCAAAAACGGCUUCCUCCUACAGAUCAAGCUAACUACUUGGCGUCCACUGGUGCUUCCCUCGAAGAGCCUUCGACACCCUUACACAUCAACGAAGACUAUUUACCUCAAGUAAAUUUGCCCUCCAGUAGUUCAAAACAAGUGCCUACGGCUAAAGUUCUAGUUACUACUAGCACUGUUACUGUCAAGAAUCUACGGACUGAACGGAUUGAAGAUCACGAAGUUCGGCAACAGAGUAGUUCAAAUGUUAAUCUGAUUGAAGUAGGGACGACUGCUGGUGCAAAUCGUGAGAGGAAUUCAACGCAUCCCGAAGAUAUUGCUUUCUGCCCAACAUUUUCACAGGGACGUGCAGGUGCUUUGGAUGUAAAUGUAACACAAGUUAGGAUGGUUGAUGUUGAGAAGGACAUGUCCAGUUGGGUCAGUGAGGGAGGAUGUUGGAAACCGUCUGAAUGUAAAGCUAGGGUUAAGAUGUCCCUCAUUAUUCCAUAUCGUAAUCGCUACGAGCAGCUGUCCAUCCUUGUGCGAAAUAUCCACCCCAUGCUAAAGAGACAGAAUUUGGACUAUAGGAUGAUUGUCAUAGAGCAGGCAGGAGAUACUCCAUUUAACCGUGCCAUGCUGUUCAAUAUUGGCUAUCAAGAAGCACUCAAGUUUGAUAAUUACACAUGUUUUGUGUUCCAUGACGUUGAUUUAAUACCAGAGGAUGAUAGGAAUGAUUACGGCUGCCCCUCAUCACCCAGACAUCUGUCAGUUGCUGUGGAUAAAUUCGAUUAUAGGCUGCCGUAUGAUACCAUUUUUGGAGGUGCUGGGUCCUUUACAAAGGACGACUUUCAGCUAAUCAAUGGUUUUUCCAACCAGUUUUGGGGAUGGGGAGGAGAAGACGACGAUCUGUUUAACAGAAUAACUGCCAAAGGACUAAGAUUGACUCGACCAUCUUUGAGAGUGGGAAGAUAUAAAAUGCUUAAGGCAUUUCAUCGUCGCACUAGUAAAGCUGACCCAAUACGCCACGCGAAACUGGAAACGUCGGUUGACCGGAUGAGUUCCGACGGCCUCAAUUCUCUUCAUUACAUUAUCGAGAAUUUAACAGAGCAUCCCCUCUACACUUUGGUAAAGGUUGACGUGAAAGACGCUUUGGCUGAAUACAACAAGUUAUAUGACAUAGAAAAUUAACACACGUCAAGCUAGCAAGACACUGACGUCCCUGAGUAACGAGCGAGAUAAUCAAAGAGAAGGAUCCUUACCCACGUGGACAGGACUCAUGAAUAGCCAGCUCUGCGCGCUAUUUCAGGCCAAGAUAAUUCUAGUUUGAAUGGAUUGGUCUCGUUUCAUAUCGGAACACGAACCAGCCAAUGAUGCAUUGAGAGCAGCCUGUUCAUUAUUUGAUCAAAAAACAGGAUUCACAAAAAGAAGGUAAAAUGACACCUCAGUGACAUCGAACUUCAGAAGUAUGGUGGUCUACUGUCGUCUUCCCUUUUACCUAUAGCUUUCUUUGACCUUCGUAUCUGAAAAAUGUCUGAGAUCGCCCCCAUCUGUCGCAGAUCGUGAUGGCUAAAAGGGUCGAUAGAACCAUUGGACAAUAUCUGAGCUGCGGCGCACCAACCCCUCCCUAACCCAACACUAACCCUAACUUGUUAUCAGUUGACUGUUGUUGGAUUAGGGGAUGGGCAUGUGUAUAGUUGCUCAGUGUCAGUAUAUGAGCAACUGCACACUUCCCCCUACCCUGUUUCUGUCGUUCAAGUGGGUUACCACCGCGCCCAACUUAUUGAUCGACAUUCAGCACUACAAACGUCGCA
This is a messenger RNA of Stylophora pistillata, 2061 nucleotides long. RefSeq names its product beta-1,4-galactosyltransferase 5. Gene Ontology annotation, biological process: carbohydrate metabolic process. Lineage: Eukaryota; Metazoa; Cnidaria; Anthozoa; Scleractinia; Pocilloporidae. Gene Ontology annotation, molecular function: galactosyltransferase activity. Gene Ontology annotation, cellular component: Golgi apparatus. The record is from RefSeq and is a predicted model, not a curated record.